AUUUGCAGCCGCUGCUUGCUCGUUAUGCCACAUUUUUGGUGACCCACUUCUUUGAUUCAAGGCUAGUCAGCAAUGAUUUGAAGGACACCUUGGUGCAAGCCUUGGCCUGUUUCACAUGUUACCCUGACACUUUGAAAGUUCUAGAAGAGCUGCCCAUGGACAG
This is a messenger RNA of Candidula unifasciata, 163 nucleotides long. Lineage: Eukaryota; Metazoa; Mollusca; Gastropoda; Stylommatophora; Geomitridae. The record is from the annotation of a GenBank genome assembly.